CCCCGUGUUGUAGCUGUUACACAACACACGGGCUGUGCUGACACAGUGUAUGCUAACAUAGGAUACCGUGUAGGAUACGUUUGUGACACGGCAUAUGCCCACAUAGGAUACGUUUGUGACACGGCAUAUGCCCACAUAGGAUACGUUUGUGACACGGCAUAUGCCCACAUAGGAUACGUUUGUGACACGGCAUAUGCCCACAUAGGAUAAGUUUCUGACACGGCAUAUGCCCACAUAGGAUACGAUUGUGACACGGCAUAUGUUUUCUGACACGUUCUACUUUGUUUGUAAACAUCAAUAGAGUGAGGGUCUCUAAGGGGUAUUUCAAAUAGCUUAUACGAUAACCUCACACUAAGGCAUUUAUCGAGAUCGAUAACAGAUCAGAAUGACCAGUCAAUGAUGGAGCUAGUGCAAUCAAAACAUUGGCUGUUUUUCUAAGCCUGUCUUUGUGCAAACUGUAACAAUGUCGGCUAACUCGCCUGACCCCAAAAGCUGGUGCAGUUGGAAUGUAGAGGAGCUGAGCUUGUGGCUCAAAGGUCAAGGGGUCACGGAAUCCGUUGUUGGGAUACUGAAAGAUGAGAAAGUCGAGGGUAAACAUAUACCUCACGUGACCAUGGAGAUGCUGAUGGUAAAGAAAAUCAUGUUUAAAGACUGUCUACAAAUCCAGGAGAUGUUUGAAAAGUUACAGCAGAAACAUUUAAAAUCAAACCAGAUGAAAAUUUACAACGACCCAAUCCACGGCCAUAUUGAGGUGAACCCAGCAUGCCAGGCCAUCAUAGACACGCCCAUCUUCCAGCGUCUCAGGUUCCUCAAACAGCUGGGCAUGGUCUACUACAUCUACCCUGGGGCGGCACAUAACAGAUUCGAACAUUCGCUGGGUGUGUACCACUUGGCUGGGAAGUUCGUCAGACAGCUACAACAGAACCACCCAGAGCAUGACAUUACAGAUGUAGAUGUUCUCUGUGUGGAGAUCGCCGCUCUGUGUCACGACUUGGGUCACGGCCCCUUCUCUCACAUGUUUGACAGCAUAUUCCUAAAGGAGGUCAACAAAGGACAGCACAAUCACGAAAAGGUGUCUGUUCAACUUAUUGAUGAAAUAGACAAACUUGUAGAUCUGACAAACUUCGGGCUUAAAUCUGUUGAUAUCUCCUUCAUUAAGGAGUUGAUUGGAGGUCCAUUGGAAGUCAGCGGAUCACAGGGUUGGCCAUACGUCGGAAGAGAUGAAGAAAAAUCCUUUUUGUAUGAGAUCGUCUGCAACAAACGUAACGGCAAUGACGUCAACACGUGGGACUAUUUAGCCCGAGACUGCCACCAUCUUGGUUUCAACAACAACUUCGACUACAACAGAUUCCUGAUGUUUGCUCGGGUCAUAGAGGAGGAUGGGGAGGUUCAGAUCUGUAUCAGAGACAAGGAGAUUCCCAACCUGUACAACAUGUUCUACACGCGCUAUACACUACACAAAUACGCUUAUCAUCACAAGGUCAACUUUGGGCUGGAGAUCAUGUUAACUGACGUGUUAAAGUUAGCUGACAAACACAUGACAUUCACUGGCUCGGAUGGAAAAGAACUCUCUAUAUCGGAGUGUAUCGAGGACAUGAAGGCGUACAUUGAGCUGAACGACAACAUCCUCUUUAAGAUCCUCCACCACAAUGUACUGGAGGAACACCCGCAGAAGAGAGAUGACCUUGAGAAGGCGAAAGAGAUAAUAAACCGGAUGUUCAGACGUGACCUCUACACGUGUGUGUGGGAGAGUCCGCCCAUCCUCUCCCAGCUUAGAAGUCGAAAAAAGUUUUUAGAAGAGGAAGUUGGAGCGAUCAUUUCCAAACAUUAUGAAGAAAAGAAUUUAAAGAAUAACGAUGAUUAUGUUGUUCAGGCUCUUUUUCUUGAUUUCGGAAUGAAAAGCGAAAACCCAGUCGAGAGGUUAAAAGUUUUCUCCAAACGUACACCAAAUCAAGCCAGAUACUUUACUAAAGCUGAGUGCAGCAACAUCCUGAGGCCCGUGACGUUUGAUGAGAUGCACGUCCGUGUGUACAGUAAGACGUCAGACCACGUGAGACGGCAGACGGUAACAGAGGCGUGUCUAGCCUGGUACAAAGUCUGGCAGGAGACCCAGGACAGGCAGAAGAAACACGAAGAAGAGGAGAUGGUGAGCGACAUUCAACAGCUGAUUCAAGAACAGUUUGUAGAUAGACAGCAAGAUGACGUCAUCAAACUUGCGCAAAACAUUUACAAAAAGUUCAAGCCACUAUUCAAGUCGUGAAAAAAUCAUUUAUAUCUCUUGGCAGAACUGUUAAAAAAAUCCAAUAACAUUUCUUAGAAGUAAAUUAUUAAAAUUUCCAUACUUGAGAAUAUUUCGCAAAGAAGUGUUUGUUAAACAAAACGAUCUAGAUAAAUAAACAUGUAAAGAUCAUCAAUAGCCAUAUGUUGCAGUACGGCUGAUAAUGCUACGUAGUUUACAACAGAUGUUAGCAAUGGCUAUAUAUUGUGUUGUACUCGCUGGGUAAAAAUAAGUUUUAAAGAUAAUGAGAGCGAAAUCUCAGGGUAAAUAAUGUUGUUUAUAAAAGAAUAGAACUUUAAAACCAACAUUAAUAAAAAAAACAGAUCAUCGCUUUCUGGGCAAUGUUGAAAAUUGUAAUAUUUAUUGAAUGAAGUAUUAUUUGAAAAGUGGUCACAUUUGGGGUGUGAUGUAAUAUUUGGUAAGUGAUAAAAUAUUGAAGAAGUGAUGUACAAUAUCUGUGAGUGAUAUAAUAUUGAAGAAGUAAUAUAACAUUUGGUGAGUGAUGUAAGGUUCAAAUCGUGUUGUAACAUUAGUUGAUUGCUGUAAUAUUGAAGAUGUGAUAUAAUAUUUAUUGAGUGAUAUAUUUGGUGAGCAAUGAAAUACUUAAAUAUAUAUAUUAUUCUGAUAUAAUUCACAAUGUUUAUGUAAAUUAUUUGUUUAUUGUGUAUGCUUGUUUGAGACCAAUUUUUGUACUCUUGACCAAUCUUUGCUAUAUAUUCAUGAUAAAAUAAUAUGUUACUUCCAUCCACCUUCAUCAGUAACUGCCUCGUGUCGCUUAUUUAUUCUGACAAUCU
Messenger RNA from Physella acuta, 3072 nucleotides. RefSeq names its product deoxynucleoside triphosphate triphosphohydrolase SAMHD1. Gene Ontology annotation, molecular function: dGTPase activity. Gene Ontology annotation, cellular component: nucleus. Gene Ontology annotation, biological process: dGTP catabolic process. The record is from RefSeq and is a predicted model, not a curated record. Lineage: Eukaryota; Metazoa; Mollusca; Gastropoda; Physidae.